AUGAUGGUCAACCUGCCGCAAGAGCUUCUUGAAACGAUUAUAUACGAGCUGGACUAUGCUGCACUUAAAUGUUGCUCUCUAGCUGCCUCACGGCUUCGCCAGCCCUGCCAACGUCUCCUGUUGCAUAAACUCCAUUUAUUCUAUGACAACAUCCCCGCUAUAUCACUCCUCCUUCGGGAGUCUCCCCACAUUUCACACUACGUUCAUAGUCUUCAUGUCAGCCUCUCCAGAAUGCUUUACAAAAGCACGGACACACUCCACAUUCUGCAACUUGCGCUUAGUCAAUUGGAUGGUAUCGACCAGUGUACAAUUGAUGGUUGGCACCCGACUUGGCUCACAAAAGAGAUGGGCUCUGGAGCACUAGAUCCUCUUUGGGCCUUUGUCAAAACUCACUCGUCGAAAGAACUUCAUCUUCGUGCUCUUGCACCCGUACCGAUGCAAUUAUUUUCCGACUUUCUUGGAGCCACCCAAUCCAUCCAUUUGGACGGCGUCUCCAUCACUCGCCUAGAGCAACAAGACAUCCCGCCUGAACCUAUUAGAAAGCCCGUAAUCCGCCGCAUAUAUCUGGGAAGAGGGUGCUUACCCGUAUUUGAGACGCUUGCUCUCACCCCCCUAUCGAUUCAUCUCUCCUUCGUACAGCAUCUCACGCUCUUUGUUUCUGGUGCUAACUAUUCCAACUGUAUGGAAAUCAUCAUGCGUUGCAAGGGGACAUUGCAAUUCCUUCACCUCCACCCGUUAAACAUUCACAUCGAUUCCGUCUCCCUCCCUGCGCUCCCCGCUCUUCGACAGGUGGAGUUUGCGUUUGACAAUAGUAGUCGUGUCGAUGGUGGCCAUUGGCUUGCGUUGGUCCUACCCAGCCUCUUGUCCCCGCCUUCAGAGCAAAGUCCAUCUCUGAAGGAAAUCGGGAUAUUUUUCGAAUGGAGCUUCAAACCGUCUGAACUUGAUGCAAUCCUCCAACGAGAAACAUUAGUUGCCAUGGAUUCUAUGCUAUCUGAACACCCCAGUCGCCCGAGCAUCUCAUGGGCAAUUCCAGAAAACUGUGUAUCAGAGUUUGAAGUCAAGAUCGGAAGCCACAUGCCGCUGUCCAAUGGACGAGGGAGUCUUCUCAUCCGAAGUUGGAGUGAACCGGAGAGCGCGACCAAAUCAUGA
Mycena indigotica is the source of this 1149-nucleotide messenger RNA. RefSeq names its product Peroxidase. Bases 1 to 1149 code for a protein of 382 amino acids. The record is from RefSeq and is a predicted model, not a curated record. The transcript has 3 exons. Lineage: Eukaryota; Fungi; Basidiomycota; Agaricomycetes; Agaricales; Mycenaceae. Gene Ontology annotation, molecular function: protein binding.